AUGGAUGCUGCAUCAAAACUGGAGAGGCUUCCAAGUGAAGUCCUGAUUAUGAUCAUGCGAUCAAGUUCAUCCCCGAUGGAUCUCCAAUCUGUCAUCAAAGCAUCGCCCGUCAUGUUCCAACAUUACCUUGUCCACCGUUCCCACAUAAUGGCGCUUACCAUCCAUCGAAUGAAAACAUCCUACUCAGCCCUAAAUUCUGGAAAGAAUUUGAUUCAGAGUAUAAAUACCCUCCCAUAUCGGAUGCUGGGUAAUACUCAUGGGCCUGCUGUCAGACAUGAGGCGUGUUACACGAAAUGGGGAAGUCACCUACCCUUAAUCUGCGAGCUUUACCGCCAGAGAGAAGAAGCAGACCAUCUCAUCACAGAAUAUUCAAUGGAAGCAUGGAAGAAUUUCCUAGUGUCGGAAGAACAGGACAGGCUCCAACUGGAUCUAGCUUCCAAGCGGGACCCAAUCGUGGACAGACCAUUGGUCCUUUCCGAACAAGAGACAUACACCUUUGAACGUGGCUUUCUUUUAUAUGAAGCUUGGCGACUCCAAAUGCAUUCUGAUGGCCCGAAUGAUCUUGAGGGUCUCGGUGCUCUUAAGUGUCUUGACAGUCGCAACGUCCCAGGGCCGCACCCGAACUGCAUGAGUCCCUGGUGGGCAAUAUCCGAUGACAGACUUUACCUCCAUUCGAUAUUGAGCUUUGUCUUUGGCAAGUUCAGAACCCUGGUACAAUCAGUCACACAACAGCUCCGGAAAAGUCCCUCCCGGUCACCGAUCAUGUCAAGCUCUGAGGAUAACCAGACAUCAGCGGCGUUCUUACAUAUGACCAAGGCCCAAGAACUGAGGUACAUCAGGUCUCUGUGCUUGCGCGGCUAUGUCGUGUUGCAGAACCUGCGACAGAUGAAGGAGGAGGAGUUGCAGAACUAUGUGCUCUCAAGCUAUUUUGAGUUUGAAAACCAGGAGGCAAGGCUUUACUCAUCUGCAGAGAGGGCAGAAAAACGCUGUGUCGAUUUGAACAUAGCAUGCCGACUGUAUGGGCUAUUUGUAGAGGACGGUCCAAUGCUUAGCUGCUUUACGGAAGGCCGUUACUUUUGGGAUGACAGUCGAAAAUUAAAAGUGCGAGCCUGA
This is a messenger RNA of Fusarium subglutinans, 1113 nucleotides long. RefSeq lists its product as uncharacterized. The coding region runs from base 1 to 1113 and encodes 370 amino acids. The record is from RefSeq and is a predicted model, not a curated record. NCBI's taxonomy places the organism in Eukaryota, Fungi, Ascomycota, Sordariomycetes, Hypocreales, Nectriaceae. The transcript has a single exon.